This is a messenger RNA of Magnolia sinica, 882 nucleotides long. RefSeq names its product large ribosomal subunit protein uL13w-like. Gene Ontology annotation, molecular function: mRNA binding; structural constituent of ribosome. Bases 77 to 697 code for a protein of 206 amino acids. Gene Ontology annotation, biological process: negative regulation of translation; translation. The record is from RefSeq and is a predicted model, not a curated record. Lineage: Eukaryota; Viridiplantae; Streptophyta; Magnoliopsida; Magnoliales; Magnoliaceae. The transcript is spliced from 4 exons. Gene Ontology annotation, cellular component: ribosome; cytosolic large ribosomal subunit.
AAACCCUAGAGCUCCCUCUCUCCCAUUUCACGCAGUAGAAGCAGACGCGAGAGAGAGAGAGAGAGAGAGAGGAGAGAUGGUUUCCGGCUCAGGGAUCUGUGCUCGUCGUGUCGUCGUGGAUGCCAGACACCACAUGCUAGGCCGACUGGCCUCGAUCCUGGCCAAGGAGCUCCUAAACGGCCAGAAAAUAGUGGUGGUUCGUUGCGAGGAGAUCUGCCUCUCUGGCGGUCUCGUCCGCCAGAAGAUGAAAUAUCUCCGCUUCUUAAGGAAGAGGAUGAACACCAAACCAUCCCACGGCCCUAUCCAUUUCCGUGCUCCCGCGAAGAUUCUCUGGAGAACCAUCCGUGGGAUGAUUCCCCACAAGACGAAGCGCGGUGCCGCCGCUCUUGCUCGGCUCAAGGCUUACGAGGGAGUUCCUGGACCGUACGAUAGGAUGAAGAGGAUGGUCAUCCCUGAUGCACUGAAGGUUUUGAGGCUUCAACCGGGUCACAAAUACUGCCUGUUGGGACGUCUUUCUUCAGAGGUCGGAUGGAAUCAUUACGAUACUAUCAAGGAGCUGGAGGAUAAGAGGAAGAAGAGGGCUCAAGUCGCUUAUGAGAGGAAGAAGCAGCUGACCAAGCUGCGUGUGAGGGCAGAGAGGGCUGCAGAGGAGCAGCUUGGGCCCCAGUUGGAAAUCUUGGCCCCAUUGAAAUACUAGAAUGACAGUUUUGUUUCAAAAGCCGGAUUGUUAUUGGUUUUCUUUUAAAGAUUCUGUAGCUGAGAGACUCAGAGGUAAGAUGAUUUUGAAUGUUUGGUAUGUUUUUGUUUUGUUCCCAUCUCUGAACUUUUUUAUGGUGUUAUUGAAAUCUACUUUAUUUCUAAAAUCUAAAUGCCUCGUGCCAA